AAUCUAUCAUACUCUCGUGACCCUCACUACCCUUCUCUCUCUCUCUCUCUCUCUCCCUCUCCGUCUCCCCUCCCUUCCCUCUCUCCAUUGAGUACAUGGGUGAUUGAAGGUGAAGGGUCAGAUCUCUCUCUCUCUCUCUCUCUCUCUGCCUCUCUGUCUCUCUCUCUGUCUCUCUUCCAUUUGGAAAGGACUUAUGCAGGGUCAGAGAAGAGCAAGAAGCUUGUGAUAGUGAGGCUUGAGCUGAAUUUGAGGCUGCUCUGUUGGUGAAAUGACAUUCGACAGUUAGAGAAGCAUGGCUCAGAGUAUAAGAAGUAACAGGUCCUCCUUCAGCUCUCUAAUUGGCAAUGGAGAUUCUCCUUUACACAAUUCCUCGUCUUUCUCAAACGGAGGGGACGGCUAUGACAGUGACGGCUCCAAUUUCGCACCCCUCACCCCCACUACCCUCUCGAGGGCUAUACCACCUGAACUUGCUGGUGCUAUCCCUCUGUACGAUCGAUUCCAGGUGGAGGAAUUCUUGCGGUUGAUGCAGAAACAAAUUCAUUCUUCUGGGAAGCGUGGUUUUUUCUUGAAAAAGUCUGUAGGGCCUCAAGUUCGUGAAAAGUUCACUUUCGAGGAUAUGUUAUGCUUCCAAAAGGAACCUAUACCAACUUCAUUGCUUAAGAUUAAUAGCGAUCUGGUAAGCCGCGCUAUGAAGCUAUUCCAGAUAAUCUUAAAGUAUAUUGGAGUCGACUCAGAUCGAGGUCCACCAAACUUGGAUGAACAGAUCGAACUUGUUGGGAAACUUUACAAGCAAACAUUGAAGCGAUCCGAGCUUCGUGACGAGCUCUUUGCUCAAAUUUCAAAACAAACACGGAAUAACCCUGAUAUGCAAUCCUUGAUUAGAGCUUGGGAGCUGAUGUACUUAUGUGCAUCUUCAAUGCCUCCUAGCAAGGACAUUGGUGCCUUCUUGUCAGAGUACAUUCAUAAUGUUGCACAUGGUGUCCACACUGAUUCUGAGGUCCAAGUCCUUGCUAUGAGUGCGAUGAAUGCUUUGAAGCGUUCCAUUAAGGCAGGGCCCAGGCACACAAUACCUGGCCGUGAGGAAAUUGAGGCACUUUUGACAGGAAGGAAGCUUACAACAAUCGUGUUUUUCUUGGAUGAGACUUUCGAAGAAAUAGCUUAUGACAUGGCAACAACAGUGGCUGAUGCAGUUGAGGAACUUGCUGGGAUUAUUAAACUGUCAGCAUACUCUAGCUUCAGUCUAUUUGAAUGCCGUAAAGCUGUCACUGGUUCAAAAUCACCAGAACCGGGAAACGAGGAGUAUAUUGGGCUUGAUGAUAACAAAUAUAUUGGGGACCUGUUGGCUGAAUUCAAAGCAUCAAAGGAUCGAAGCAAGGGAGAAAUUUUGCACUGCAAGCUCACGUUUAAGAAGAAGUUAUUUCGGGAGUCUGAUGAGGCUGUGACAGAUCCAAUGUUUGUGCAGUUGUCGUAUGUGCAAUUACAACAUGAUUAUAUUUUGGGGAAUUAUCCUGUUGGACGGGAUGAUGCUGCUCAGCUUUCUGCCUUGCAAAUACUGGCAGAUAUAGGGUUUGUUGUGAAUCCUGAAUCAUGCACGGAUUGGAGUUCACUUUUGGAACAAUAUCUUCCUAGGCAGAUUGCUAUCACUCGAGCAAAGAGGGAAUGGGAGUUGGAUAUUCUUUCUCGUUACCGCUUAAUGGAACAUUUCACGAAAGAUGAUGCUAGGCAACAGUUUCUGCGGAUAUUACGAACACUUCCAUAUGGGAAUUCUGUCUUCUUCAGCGUUCGGAAGAUCGAUGAUCCGAUAGGACUUUUGCCUGGUCGGAUUGUAUUAGGAAUCAAUAAACGGGGGGUUCAUUUUUUCCGUCCUGUCCCAAAGGAGUAUCUGCAUUCUGCGGAAUUAAGAGAUAUAAUGCAGUUUGGAAGCAGCAACACUGCUGUCUUCUUCAAGAUGAGGGUAGCUGGAGUUCUUCACAUAUUUCAGUUUGAAACCAAGCAGGGCGAGGAAAUCUGUGUCGCACUUCAGACUCAUAUUAAUGACGUUAUGCUGCGACGGUAUUCCAAGGCCAGAUCCGUUGCUGGUGGCUCUACAAAUGGCGAUGUUUCCAACAAUUUUAAGACUCCCAGUAUGGAAGUGUAUGAAAAGCGUAUUCAGGAAUUGUCUAAAGCUGUUGAAGAAUCUCAAAACAAUGCCGAACGGUUGCUUGAGGAACUGCGAGAAAAGCGAAAUCAAGAAGCAAAUUUGCUAGAGGAAAUGCAAGCUUUGAGAGAUGCACUGAGAUUAGAGAAGCAAAACUCAGAAGAGGUGUUGCUCACUUGUGAUAGGCUAAGAACUUUGUGCGAGGAUAAAGACAAGGCCCUUCAGGUUGUACAGUCCGAAAAGAAGGGCUUGGAAGCAAAAUUCACCAAGUUGGGCACUCAAGCUACAGAAAAUAUCACCAAAAGAGAUGUGGCAUCAAAUAACCAGGCAUUGCAGAAACUUCAAGAAGAGUUGAAAUUGUGUACUGAAGAGCUGCAUGAGAAGGAGGAAACCCUAAGCAGGGUACUAAAUGAGAAGGCAUUGUUGGAACAGAAGUUAUCAAGACUGGAAAAGAAGAAUGCUGAUGAGAUUGAAUUGCUGAAGAAGAGCUUUGAGCAAGAGCGACAAGGCCUGAAGCUCAGAGCCUCUGAACUUGAAAAGAAAGUGGAAAGAGUCAAAAAGGAUUUAGUUACCACUGAGUCAGCUCUUUCAGUUAGAGAUGCAGAGCUAGCUUCGAUACAGAACAACUUGAAAGAAUUGGAGGAAUUAAGAGAGAUGAAAGAGGAUAUUGAUCGGAAGAAUGAGCAGACAGCUGCAAUCUUGAAGAUGCAGGCUGCUCAACUGUCUGAGCUUGAAGUGCUCUACAAAGAAGAACAAACUCUAAGAAAACGUUAUUUCAAUACCAUCGAAGACAUGAAGGGCAAAAUCCGAGUCUACUGUAGAAUGAGACCUUUGAGUGAGAAAGAGGUCUCUGAAAAGCAAAGGCGUGUGCUAUCGAGCACAGAUGAGUUCACAGUUGAACAUCUGUGGAAAGAUGACAAAGCGAAGCAACACAUAUAUGAUCGGGUAUUCGACGGGUCCGCUACUCAAGAGGAUGUCUUUGAGGAUACUAGAUAUCUGGUCCAAUCAGCUGUCGAUGGGUUCAAUGUAUGCAUCUUUGCUUAUGGUCAAACGGGUUCUGGGAAGACUUUUACAAUCUACGGAUCUGGUGACAAUCCCGGGCUUACACCUCGAGCAACCAAUGAACUUUUCAAAAUCCUGAAACGAGACAGCAACAAAUUCUCAUUUUCGCUGAAGGCAUAUAUGGUGGAGUUAUAUCAAGACACACUUGUUGAUCUUCUUCUACCCAAAAGUGCCAAGAGAUUGAAAUUGGACAUAAAGAAAGACUCGAAGGGUAUGGUCUCUGUGGAAAAUGUCACGGUGGUGUCGAUAUCAACCAUUGAGGAAUUGAGAGGCAUCAUUCAAAGAGGUUCAGAACAGAGACACACAUCUGGGACUCAAAUGAAUGAAGAAAGUUCUAGAUCUCAUUUGAUUCUAUCCAUCGUUAUUGAGAGCACAAACCUCCAGACGCAAGCUGUUGCAAGAGGGAAGCUAAGCUUUGUGGAUCUUGCGGGUUCCGAGAGGGUGAAGAAAUCGGGGUCUUCAGGAAGUCAACUAAAGGAAGCCCAAAGCAUCAACAAGUCUCUUUCGGCUCUUGGAGAUGUCAUAAGUGCCCUAUCCACUGGUGAGCAACACAUCCCUUAUCGGAACCACAAGUUGACGAUGCUGAUGAGCGACUCGCUUGGCGGCAACGCAAAGACGCUCAUGUUCGUCAAUGUGUCUCCUGCUGAAUCGAACUUGGAUGAGACUUACAAUUCUCUAAUGUAUGCAUCAAGGGUCCGGUCAAUUGUGAAUGACCCGAGCAAGAAUGUGUCGUCAAAGGAGGUUGCCCGUCUGAAGAAGUUGGUCGCCUACUGGAAGGAGCAAGCAGGAAGAAAGGGCGACGAUGAGGAGCUCGAAGAGAUUCAAGACGAGCGCCCAGCAAGGGAGAAGAGAGACGGGCGACAUUCCCUGUGAACUGCUCGAAGAAGCAACGGGUAACAACACUUUCCAAGACUCACUAGACUCUGAAAAGGUUGGAUGGUGGCCGAGGGAAAACCACUUAUGGGAACCGGCCUCUCAUAGUUUCUCUUGUUUCACGAGUCACGACACAAACCAGUAUGUUUCACAAGUCACGACAUAAACCAGUAGAAGGGCUUCUAUGUAAACCGUGUAUAGUCUGAAUGUUGUAUAUAUUCUUUGAUGCUCUUACAAUGCUCGAUACAUCUGGAAUCUAUCAGCAGAUUGCUGGUGGAAGAACAUCGGUCGAGAUUUUUUGUAUUGUAGGGUUGUUGUAAGAGCAUUUGUUUAUCUGUUAAAUUUUGGAGAAAGUGCUCAGGUUGGUUAAUCACCGAUUUAUUGGCUUAUUCAUGGACAGUAAACUAAACCUAAGCUGUUCUGAGGCA
This is a messenger RNA of Punica granatum (pomegranate), 4500 nucleotides long. The record is from RefSeq and is a predicted model, not a curated record. NCBI's taxonomy places the organism in Eukaryota, Viridiplantae, Streptophyta, Magnoliopsida, Myrtales, Lythraceae.